GAAAAUUAAGAAACCAUCCUUUUUUUUCCUUUUUUUUUUUUAUUUUUUUUUUCAAAGAAAAAACAAAAGAAAAAUGGCCAAGAUCUCUAGUAAAGAAGUUGUCGAAUUAGAAAGCAAUUAUAGUGCACACAAUUAUCAUCCUCUUCCUGUUGUUUUCUCUAAAGCAAAGGGUAUUUGGGUAUGGGAUCCAGAGGGAAAGAAAUACAUGGAUUUCUUAUCUGCUUAUUCUGCUGUAAAUCAAGGCCAUUGUCAUCCUAAAAUCAUUCAAGCUCUCUGCGAUCAAGCUUCCAAGUUGACUUUAUCUUCUCGCGCCUUUUAUAAUGACAUCUUUGGUACCUAUGCUAAAUACAUGCAUGACUCCUUUGGCUAUGAUAUGGUGUUGCCCAUGAAUACAGGUGCUGAAGCGGUUGAAACGGCCAUCAAGUUGGCACGUAAAUGGGGUUAUGAAAAGAAGGGUAUCCCUGAGAAUAAAGCGAUUGUCUUGAGUUGUGAGAAUAACUUUCAUGGUCGUACUGUGGGUGUUAUCUCGAUGAGUACAGACCCUGAAUCUUAUGGUGGCUUUGGACCUUAUUUACCUUUAGUGGGUCCUGUUAUUGAAGACACUACAAUUCGUUAUAAUAAUAUAGAUGAUCUUGAGAAAGUAUUGAAUAAGGUAGGAGACCAUGUUGCUGCCUUUUUAGUUGAGCCUAUUCAGGGUGAAGCAGGUAUUAUGGUGCCGGAUGAUGGCUAUUUAAAGAAAGCUUAUGAAUUAUGUAAGAAACAUAAUGUUUUAUUCAUUGCUGAUGAGAUUCAGACUGGUCUUGGCCGUACAGGUAAAAUGCUCUGUGUUGAUCAUGAUCGUGUACGUCCAGAUAUCGUCCUUCUUGGUAAGGCACUUUCAGGAGGUGUUUAUCCUGUGUCUGCUGUACUAGCAGAUCGUGAUAUCAUGUUAUGUAUCAAACCUGGUGAACAUGGUUCUACUUAUGGUGGUAAUCCACUUGGUUGUGCUGUUUCUAUUGCAGCUUUAACUGUUAUUAAAGAAGAAAACUUGGUAGAAAAUUCAGAAAGAUUAGGACACAUCUUUAGAGAAGAGCUCAAGAAGAUUAAAUCACCAUUAUUAAAGACAGUUCGUGGUCGUGGAUUAUUAAAUGCAAUUGUAAUUGAUGAUUCCAAAUCAGAAAGAACAGCUUGGGAACUUUGUUUAUUACUUAAAGAACGUGGUUUAUUAGCUAAGCCUACUCAUGUUAACAUCAUUCGUUUAGCUCCUCCACUUUGUAUUACUGAAGCUGAAUUAAUGGAAGGCGUUAAGAUUAUUGCUGAUGCAUUAAAAGAUAUCGAAACAAUGAAAAAGGAAGAUAUUCCUAAUGAGCUUGGUGCUUAGUAGAAAUGAAAUAAAAAAUAAU
Molecule: messenger RNA, 1382 nt
Organism: Cokeromyces recurvatus
Lineage: Eukaryota; Fungi; Mucoromycota; Mucoromycetes; Mucorales; Mucoraceae
Product: ornithine-oxo-acid transaminase
Exons: 4
Coding region: 74-1360 (428 amino acids)
Cellular component (GO): cytoplasm
Molecular function (GO): identical protein binding; pyridoxal phosphate binding; L-ornithine transaminase activity
Source: RefSeq, a predicted model, not a curated record